Messenger RNA from Chelmon rostratus (copperband butterflyfish), 3784 nucleotides. It is a transcript of the gene adgrf3a, whose product is annotated as adhesion G protein-coupled receptor F3a. Gene Ontology annotation, molecular function: G protein-coupled receptor activity. The coding region runs from base 39 to 3173 and encodes 1044 amino acids. Gene Ontology annotation, biological process: G protein-coupled receptor signaling pathway; cell surface receptor signaling pathway. The transcript has 18 exons. The record is from RefSeq and is a predicted model, not a curated record. Gene Ontology annotation, cellular component: membrane. Lineage: Eukaryota; Metazoa; Chordata; Actinopteri; Chaetodontiformes; Chaetodontidae.
GCUGUCGUUAGUGGGCGCAGACGGGUUCUUCUAACACCAUGAGAUGCAGCUAUGAUGGUUCACUGAUACAAACCCAGGAAAACAGGUACAGGAUGUGGAUUUUUAUAUUGCUUUACAUCCUGGGGCUAAACAUCUCUCAGGCUACCGGACACGACAAUUCAACACAAAUGUAUUAUGCCAAACUGACAAUAGAGAACAGUGCAAUCGGAAACUUAACUAAGAUCCUGAAUCUCUUUGUGAGCAGCACCAUGCAUGUUGACGACCUUAAAAAGACAACAAAGUGUCAGAAUGUCUCUGCCAGCACAGAGUGUACCUGCGAACAACACUACAGAUGGAGUGAUAAAGUCUGUAAAUCUAAUCCAGAGUGUUGUGGCAACAAGACAUGCACCUUUCCCUGGAAGUCCUCAAGCAUGUGUGUUUCAAACACAGCAGUUACUGUCAAAGGAUCCAUUAUUUUGAAUGAGAAGUAUUACAGUUGUCUGGCGGAAAAAAACUCAGAGAAAUAUCAGCAGUGCAACAACAAAUUGUUAAAGGAGAUGAAAACAGUGUACAGCACCUUGAGGGGAUUUGACAUCUUAAGAAUUAGCAAAUACAGGAUUGGAAGCAUCAUUGCAGAUUUUGAAAUGAUCAUUGCUUACGGCAUCAUGCCGUCUGACCUGAGCACCAAAUCCAUCAGCCUGAGCAAGAAUCUGUCAGCAUCACUUGUUCUGGAGACCACAGGUAUUGUCAAUUUAAGCAUGCCCCCUAACCCUGUGUGUUACAACGACAAGCUUGACCUCAUAUGCACGGUGCGGGAGGACAUGAAGACCCAACCAGUGUGGUGGCUGAGAGGAAAUGACGAAGUAUUUGACAUAACUAAUGGCACAAUGUCAGAGGUGACCAUGAAAAAAAUGGAGACCAAAGUCAUAAUUAAAAACAUAUCACAACUCUGGGCAGGAGAGUACACAUGUCUCUACAAUCAAAAGACAAAUUUCUACACCAUAUCUCACAAAGCCAGUGCAGUAAUGGACAUAGCCCUCCUGCCAGACAUUGGCAUCAGCACUGCUCCAAGUUUUCCACAAUGCCGAAAGAGCUCAACUUCACAGAAACUAACAGUUCAAUGUGAGAUAGAGAGGAGUAGUGAGAAUUACACUGUGACAUGGAAAGGCCAAAACAUUGCAACAGAAAUAAUACCACUACCUGCUAGUUCUUCGGAAAAGACACAUAUUUAUGCAGCUGAAACAAUUGUUGACUGCAAUUCAGCUGCACAUAAACCACAACUAACAUGCACUUUGAGGAACAGGUGUAAUCAAGAGAGAACCGCUUCAAUUUAUAUCAAUAUGAUAUAUGAAAAUGAUCAAUUCUGUGCAGCUGAAGGUGGCUGGGAGGACACCAAAGCUGGAUUUACUGCAGUGUUAACAUGCAAGAACAUGGCUGGACAAAUACAAAGGAAAUGCCGGAAAGGCUCUGAAAAGGCGACGUGGGAAUCAGAGGUUUCAACGUGUGUGAACCCGAAUGUGAACAAUGUGCUGCAAAGAGCAAACAUUGUCGACACUGGACUUGGCUCACUAAAUGGAAAUGCUGCACACAUAUUUUCCCUCCUGGAGAAUGUCACUAAUGACUCACAGACUAUCAACACUUUCGCCAAUAUGAAUGCAUCUGUUCAAGUACUCUUCACGUUGAGUCAAAGGCGACACCUGCAGCCAAAUGAAUCGACAGCGGAUGACUUUCUGGAUUCAUCCAGCAAUUUGUUGGAAAACUCUCUGAACAAUUCAUGGAAAACACCCGCUGACGCAGGCAAUAUUUCAUUGGCUGAGACAUAUCUGAGUUCUGUUGAGCAAUUAAUUCAAGUGGCCAACAUAACAAGUGUCCCGAAAAAGAAAAAUAUAGAAGUAGCGCAAUGCAAUUGUUCACAUGGGGCACAUUGUACCAACACAGUGUUUAAUGUCACCAUCCUUCUUGAUAGUCCGGACGCUGGCAGUGUAAAAACAGCUGGGUUUAAAGAACUGGAGAAGUAUUUGCCCAACAGUGAUGACAAGUACAAGCCGAACAGCAUUGUUGUGUCAACAACUGCAGAAAGGACACAAUCAAAUUCAGUUGAGAUUAAAAUUAACUUCAAAUUGCUUGAGCCGAGGCCUCGUAAUGUUGAGAUACAGUGUGUGUCAUGGGAUAAUAACAGCAGUCGUUGGUCAUCAGACGGAUGCCAUUGGGAUGGUCCUUAUAGUGAAGGACGCUGUGUUUGCAGCCAUUUGUCCUCAUUUGCCAUUCUAAUGGCAAGGUAUCCCUUAGACAUCCCUGGGAUAACUGAGAUAACCUACGUAGGACUGUCUGUAUCAAUCACGUCACUUGUUAUUAGCCUUGUGAUAGAAAUGAUUGUCUGGAAGGCUGUAGUAAAGACAAAUAUGUUACAUUUACGCCAUACUGCCCACGUAAACAUUUCUGUAUGUUUGCUAGUUGCAGAUACCUGCUUUUUAGCAUCUUCAAAGCCUGAUGAUAUUUCAUUAAUCUGGUGUAAGACGUUUGUGGUGUUGAAGCAUUUCUGUUACCUGUCCAUGUUCUUUUGGAUGUUGUGUCUGAGCAGCAUGCUUCUUCACCAAGCGGUUUUCCUCUUCCAUAAUGUGAGCAAGAAAAACUACCUGAGGUUCGCUAUCGUUCUGGGCUAUUUGUGUCCGUUGCUUAUUGUUGCUAUCACGUUUCUUGCCAGUAAGGGUGGUGCUGAAGGCUCGUACUUCUCCAGAGAGACCUGUUGGCUGGUUUAUACUGGACUUAUGACUGGGUCCAUCCAAGCAUUUGUAAUACCAGUUGGUAUUAUUGUUUUCAUCAAUGUGUUCUCCAUGCUAGUGGUUAUCAUGAAGCUUUUGGAUCACCCGAAGAGCACAAAAACAUUGCAUGAGAAAGACAAAAAAGCGGCCGUAACUGUCCUGAGGUCAGUUAUUCUUCUGACUCCAGUCUUUGGUGUGACUUGGAUCUUUGGGUUUGCCGUAAUGGUUGUUGAUCUCACAUCGGGAGGCAUAGCAUUGGCAGUCAAUUACGUCUUUAUCCUGCUGAACGCCUUCCAGGGUUUGUUCAUUUUGUUGGCCACAUGCCUGGGGGACAAACUGACCCGGGACGCUCUGCUGAACCGUCUAAAAAAGAGUGCUCCAGCAAUGACUAAUCAUAGCACCACCAUGUUAGAGUCAAUUUGGAACAAGUGAAGAUCGCCUGAAAUAUGUACAGUGAAUAGCACAAUCAGCUAAACUUACCCUGACUGGACUACCUUUUUUGUUGUUUGUCUUGGUUUAAUACCUCUCUGCAUAAAUUUGUUACAAGAUAUCUGUGUUUUUGACAGGAACAAUUUUCAAGCUGUAUUCUGUGUUGCUUUAAAUCAAACUACAUAUAAAUGUCAAAUGUGGUUCCAGCAAUGCUGUAUGUAUAUUACGUGGUCUUCAUUAGUAUUAAAGCACCGAAAGGCCAGAGAAACACCGUCAACUGAAAGGCUACAAAGAUGUCACACACUUUGUUGUGCAUAUGUGAGUUCGGCCUACGUCUGAGCGUUGCCUUUAGAGAUCCUGUUUUCUUGAUUUUCUUUGCCUUGUUCUGCCCACUCCUCGUCUGUGUCAUCCAUGGAAAUCCCUUUUUGGGCUGCUGUCUUACGGUAGGCCUGGCACUCAAUUUCUGCUCUGCAACAUACAAAAACAGGGCAAUUUACUUGUCUGAUGUAUGACGUCAUUGUAUAGUGUUAUUGGGUUAUGUAUUUUAAAGAAAAGCUUUGUAUAUAAAAGAGAAGUGUACUUCAAGUAUGACACAUAAUAACCAAGGCGGUAUG